Molecule: messenger RNA, 2380 nt
Organism: Cuscuta europaea
Lineage: Eukaryota; Viridiplantae; Streptophyta; Magnoliopsida; Solanales; Convolvulaceae
Source: the annotation of a GenBank genome assembly
CUUUCAAGGCACUGCACUCCAUACUCCACAAGUCCACAGCAAUGCUAUAAUUGACAUUUCCUCUUCUUAAAAAGAAAAACGUUUUACUGAAAUUGCAACGCCUUUACGCAUUAAAAAGAAAGACUUUUUAGUGCAAUUACAACGCCUUCAAAUUUUUCUCAGUCUACAUUUGUUCUUGAUUAGUAAUUUAUUGCUACACUCUCCUGAAUCCAUACCAGUUGAGCAAGGCUUUCGUUGAGAUCGACCGUUUCAGUUCUUGGGUAUAGCAGUGCACAAGCGGCUUUGUGUGCGUAUAACAGGGGGAAUCAAAUUAGUCGUCAUUGUAAAACAAAAAGGAAAGCGUGUUGUUAUGCUGCUGAAAAUUGAAUGAUUGGAUUGUGGCAGCUGCUGCUGGUACAGACAUAUAGCAUUGGGAGGGAUUUAUUAAGAGGUAACAAUGUUUGUAGGGAGAGGGAACUAACUCAUGAAAAUACUAUUAUGACGGACAUGCCAUCUUCAAAUGGUUUGUCUGGAAAUCUUAGAAUGUUGGAUAGUUCUGGUAGUUGCAAUACAUCACCAACUACUUCAAAUCACACAAUUGGGCCCAUGAAUGAGAUAAGGCAUCAUGUAGACUUGGAAGGAGCCCAAGUAGGUGAUGAAUCCAAUGUGCCCACAGAUGAUGUUUCUCAUCACCCUUAUACAGCGGAUGUGCGAUUUUCAUAUGGUCUCAGAAGAAACAGAAGCCUGAGAAGCAAACAAUCUAUUGAACAUAAAAUAAAACCUCAAAACUCUCUCCAGAGCUGCUUACUGGCCCAGGCUUACAAGGAACGAGCGGAAAUGGAAGAAUACAUUUUCAGAAAAGAUUCUUCAUCCAUACAUAUGCCGAGGCCAUUUUUGGUCAUGGACAGUAGCCAAACCAUCAACAGAGCUAGUGGUGAUUAUUUAAGUACACCAAGUCAAACUGAUUUUCAUAGGCUGCAAAAAGAUGUCUUAUUGCAAGAGAAUGAUGCAGUGUUUGGAAUUCCUCAACUACCCAAUAUUGAAACCAUGAAAAAGACUAUUGCUGAUAGAGGAAAGGACCACAGUGGAAGUUUUAGAAGAAAAGUGAAUGGGAAACACUGUCACUCAGAAGAUGUAUCUCAUGGCUUACCCCGUAUUUGCACCAGGGUCAUCUGAUGGAGCAUUUCUUGUCUGUCUUGGAAUAUCUGUUGGCAUAUUCUCUUCACUCUUGGCACAUAAGGAGGAGGUUGGUAAAUUGAAUGGGUUACUGAAACAGACUGAGAACUUGGUUCAAGAUCUACAAGAGGAACUUGAAAUGAGGGAUUCAUUAACUGUGAAAGAGCUUGCCACUGAGGAUUUUGAGUCCCAAAAUACAUAUAACAGCUCAAGUAACAAGGAGUUAUUGCACGGAUUCUCCUCUCAAAAGAAUCUGAAUAACUCAUCAAACCAUUGUUUUGAAGAAUAUCAUUGUCAGGACUCAGAAGGUGAAUCUAUGAGUAAAAUUGAAGCAGAGCUUGAAGCUGAACUGGAGAGAUUAGAAUUUAACAUUAAUUCAUUUAAACUGGAGGAUGAAUAUUCUGACGUAGUUGAGCUUGACCCAGACCGUGUACCUGAUUUAGCUGAGGGAGAGUCGCGAACUGAUGUUGUCAGUGGGCAUUUUGUUCACCAACCUUAUGCAGAUCAGGAUGGAAGUGGCAGCUCCACCCCUCAUUCUGCCAACUAUGCUGUUUCGCCCAGGGAACUAAGCUUGCGGCUCCACCAGACCAUCCAGUUACAAUUAGAAGAACGUGUCAGUGAGCUUGAAAUUGCACUUGAGCAUAGCCAGAUGAAAGUGCGUCGCAUGGAAGCACAACUUAGUAAUAAUUGGAGAGCAUUGUCUAGUAGCGAGGUGGAGGCGUCUCCUUCAACCAAAGGCAGUCCAGUCGCUAAAGAUGACCCUACAUUUAUCAAUUUAGCAGGGGAUGCUCUUGAUGAAUACAGUGAGGGUUUUGAAGGUACCUCGAAGACAAAUGAAUCUGAAACUGAUGGGACAUCUUUGGGGAUUCAGAGUCUUGGCCCUCAUGAAAACAUGCAGCGACAUGAUGAUAGCGGAGAUUGGAUUCGAAAAUGCACAAUUGGUGAUGAGAACAGUGAUGUUAAUGAUGAGAUGGAAAGGCUGUUGAUUAGGCACAUUUUGCAGAAAACCAUGAAGGGCUCUCCAGCCGUUUUGAAUGCUCAGAGAGCAUUUUUUUACCGUGAUGAUUUUGCACAUUGAUACUUGGUACUUGGUAGAGAGAACAAAGUUUUUUUUGCAGUUUUUUGUUAGAAAGACUGGUUUUUCUAAAAUUUCAUUCUUUGAAAAAUGGAAGGAAAAAAAAAUUUGCUCAACAGUUUCUUUCACAUUUGAGAAAUGAAAAGAUAU